This is a messenger RNA of Mus caroli (Ryukyu mouse), 6694 nucleotides long. RefSeq names its product aspartate beta-hydroxylase (gene Asph). Gene Ontology annotation, biological process: peptidyl-aspartic acid hydroxylation. Gene Ontology annotation, cellular component: endoplasmic reticulum; membrane. Gene Ontology annotation, molecular function: peptidyl-aspartic acid 3-dioxygenase activity; protein binding. The record is from RefSeq and is a predicted model, not a curated record. Lineage: Eukaryota; Metazoa; Chordata; Mammalia; Rodentia; Muridae.
AGAUCUGGUGGGUGGGCAGAGGCUGGCGUGGGCGGGGCCGAGGCCGGGGAGAGCUGAGCGCUCUUGGCAGCCUAAGGAGUCGCAGGCUGGGCGCACGCGAGGCUAACCGCGCGGCUGCACGCUGGUGCAAGUCGUCCGAGGCGCGGCGAGCGCAGUGGACGCUAAGGCGCUGCUGCAGGAGUCUCGGAGCCCCGGUGUCCCUAGUGCACUCAGCAAGGCCCCGGUUCUCUGCAGUCCCCGGAGCAGCUCGCGAUGGCCCCGCGCAAGAACGCCAAGGGCGGCGGCGGCAACAGCAGCAGCAGCGGCAGCGGCAGCGGCUCGGGCAGCGGUAGCCCGAGCACCGGUAGCAGCGGUAGCAGCAGUAGCCCCGGGGCUCGGAGAGAGGCAAAGCACGGAGGACACAAGAAUGGGCGAAGAGGAGGGAUUUCAGGAGGGUCCUUUUUCACAUGGUUCAUGGUCAUUGCAUUGCUCGGCGUCUGGACAUCUGUGGCUGUCGUGUGGUUUGACUUGGUCGAUUAUGAAGAAGUUCUAGGAAAACUAGGAGUCUAUGAUGCGGAUGGCGAUGGGGACUUUGAUGUGGAUGAUGCCAAAGUUUUACUAGGCCUUAAAGAAAGAUAUCCUUCUGAGAGGACCUUUCCACCGGAGGAGGAGGCAGAGACUCAGGCUGAGCUGGAGGAGCAUGCCCCUGAGGGGGCAGACAUCCAGAAUAUUGAAGAUGAAGUAAAAGAACAAAUUCAGUCCCUUCUUCAGGAAUCAGUACACACGGACCAUGACCUUGAAGCAGAUGGGCCGGCAGGAGAACCACAGCCGGAGGUUGAGGACUUCCUCACAGUGACUGACAGUGAUGACAGAUUUGAGGACCUGGAACCCGGGACAGUUCAUGAAGAAAUCGAGGAUAGUUACCAUGUGGAAGACACAGCAUCGCAGAACCAUCCAAAUGACAUGGAAGAGAUGACGAAUGAACAGGAAAACUCAGAUCCCAGUGAAGCAGUGACAGAUGCAGAUAUGCUGCUGCCCCAUGCAGAGGAAAUAAGACACCAAGACUAUGAUGAACCAGUAUAUGAACCUUCAGAGCACGAAGGGGUAGAGAUUUCAGAUAACACCAUAGAUGAUUCCAGCAUAAUCUCAGAAGAAAUAAAUGUUGCCUCUGUUGAAGAACAGCAAGACACACCACCAGUUAAGAAGAAGAAGCCUAAACUUCUGAACAAAUUUGAUAAAACAAUUAAGGCUGAGCUGGAUGCUGCAGAAAAGCUCCGGAAAAGGGGUAAAAUUGAGGAAGCAGUGAACGCAUUUGAAGAAUUGGUUCGAAAGUACCCUCAGAGCCCACGAGCAAGAUAUGGCAAAGCGCAGUGUGAAGAUGACUUGGCAGAGAAGCAGAGAAGCAAUGAGGUUCUGCGCAGGGCCAUCGAGACCUACCAGGAGGCAGCCGACCUGCCUGAUGCCCCUACAGACCUGGUGAAGCUGAGCUUGAAGCGAAGGUCAGAACGGCAGCAGUUUCUAGGUCACAUGAGAGGUUCUCUACUUACCCUCCAGAGACUAGUUCAGCUGUUCCCUAGUGAUACUACCUUAAAAAAUGACCUUGGCGUAGGAUACCUCUUGUUGGGAGACAACGACAGUGCCAAGAAGGUUUACGAAGAGGUGCUAAAUGUGACACCAAAUGAUGGCUUCGCUAAAGUGCAUUACGGCUUCAUCCUGAAGGCACAGAACAAGAUAUCUGAGAGCAUUCCCUACUUAAAGGAAGGAAUCGAAUCUGGGGACCCUGGCACGGAUGAUGGCCGGUUUUACUUCCACUUGGGGGAUGCCAUGCAGAGGGUCGGGAACAAAGAGGCAUAUAAGUGGUAUGAACUUGGGCACAAGAGAGGACAUUUUGCCUCUGUCUGGCAGCGUUCCCUCUACAAUGUGAAUGGUCUGAAGGCUCAGCCGUGGUGGACACCCAGGGAGACUGGCUACACAGAGCUAGUGAAGUCUUUAGAGAGAAACUGGAAGUUGAUCCGUGAUGAAGGCCUCAUGGUGAUGGAUAAAGCCAAGGGUCUCUUCCUGCCUGAGGAUGAAAACCUUCGGGAGAAGGGCGACUGGAGCCAGUUCACACUGUGGCAGCAAGGAAGGAAGAAUGAGAACGCCUGUAAAGGAGCUCCUAAGACCUGUACUUUACUAGAAAAGUUUUCCGAAACAACAGGAUGCAGAAGAGGACAGAUCAAAUAUUCCAUCAUGCACCCUGGAACUCAUGUGUGGCCUCAUACAGGACCCACAAACUGCAGGCUCCGAAUGCAUCUGGGGUUAGUGAUCCCCAAGGAAGGCUGCAAGAUCCGGUGUGCCAAUGAGACCAGGACGUGGGAAGAAGGCAAGGUGCUCAUCUUUGAUGACUCUUUUGAGCACGAGGUUUGGCAGGAUGCCUCGUCUUUCCGGCUGAUAUUCAUCGUGGAUGUGUGGCACCCUGAGCUGACCCCUCAGCAGAGACGCAGCCUUCCCGCAAUCUGAAAGGCACUGACACAGACUUGGUUGCUCUCCAGGGAGGCUGCCUUUCUGGUUCCUUUUGGGUGUGGAGAUAGAAGUCCAAGUGCCAGGAUUCUUCAUCCCGGGGCCAUGCAGCUGGAGACCUCACUGGAGGGAACAUUUGCCUUCCUGCAACUCAUUUAGGAGGCCUCUUGCUUCAUGUCACCCAUGACAGCACAGAACUGGUGCCUGGAUUUAAGGGGCAGAAAACUUGGUUGUGUUGUCUACAUGGCUGGCCAAAGAUAUUUUUCUACAUAGAAUAGUGUCUACAUCAAUGUACAUGGAGGAUAUACUAUAUAGAGAAACUGUGAAUGAGUCACUUUAGUUUGUAAUUUUUCUAUGCAGUUAUAUUUUUCUAAGUAGCUAAACUGUUCUGUCACCAUCUACCCCCAUGUUUUCGAUGACUUUAAUGACAAGAAGUAUAAAUUCUUUACUUCUAACUGUUAAAUAGUAAUUUUCCUGGUAAAUUCAGACAUCUCUUUUUUAGAAAGAAGAUAUCACAUGUGAAAAAAAAGAACUUUGUUUUCCUAACAUAAAUUGGAAGUCAUGCCAGGAUGCAUGAAUUGUGCCAACACUUGCCCUUGGGUCUACCUGUGUAUCCUCAUUUAGACUCAGUGUCUCCCCCUUUCUCUGUGCUAAUAGUAGAAAAUUCUUAUUUUUAAGAGCAACAUUUUUUUUUAAUUACACUGAGCAGAGCCAUAGAAACAUUUUAUAUUGUGAUAGGAAAAUACCACAGAUAAUGGAGCUUGGAGAGAAAAUAUCACAUGGAAGUGAAACUUCCUGCUCAGGAUCAGGGACCCAGGUAGCCUGGCCUCUUUGCCUUCUAUACCCAAGGCCUGGAAUCUGCAGUUCCUGCCUGCUGGAGAUCCACUUGCGUGUCAAAAAGAAGGCCUCCUUGGUCUCUGAGAGUCUCUUCACUAUUUUAUCCAUGUAGGAAUAGCAGCAUAGAAAGUGCCCAGGGAUGCUAGCAUCCUAGGUGGUCAAGCAUCCUUGAUUAUGAAUUUGCAGUGCUUUUCCAUCUUCCUCCCCUCACAAUAAUGUCAGCCAUCUCAUUUUAUCCUGAAACAGCGUUGACAGGCAUGUUGGGUUUGAGUGCUACCCACGGCUGAGAAAGAGCAGUAGAAAACCAUCUUGCUCCUCGAGAUGAUCAUUAGUAAAGCAUUGCUGCAUUUUAUUUUCUAUUUUAAAAUUAAAGCUAACUCAAGCCCUAGAAUGUAAUGACAUUCAUGCACUUAUCUCUAAGCCAGUCGAACAACAUUGCUGCAGAAAUGGCUGGUAUUCCAGCUACACAGAUAGAAAAGAUAGAGAUGUGUGCCUUUUAAGCAAUGUCCAAAAAAGCAGCUUUCUGUACCUCAUUUAAAGAGCAAUUCAUUGAGCUUGAUCCUUUCCCUUUUCGCUUAAGGACAUUAGCUCUUCGUAGGAAAGUUUACAAAAUAUGUGUCCAUUCUUAAAAUAGGUACUUGUCCCUUCCUUUGCCAGUGUUCAAAAAUUCCUCUAAAACAGAUGGCAAAGGCAUGAGGGGAAAUAUCAAAUCCUUACCAAAUUCUAGAAAAGGAAACAAACUCUCAGACAACAGAAAGUUAUUUGUGUUCUUCAGUAUUUAUUAAACAGAGGAACUUACUGACAAAGGCAAUACAAUCCAGUGUUCAUGUAGUAACCCUCGGUUACCUGCUGCGUUUAGUUCUCCUCUAUACUACAUACACAUAGCGAAAUGCAAACCAUGUGUUCUCAUUGUUAAACUAUCACCUUACAGCCAUGGAAUAAAAUGGAGGAAAUGAGUGAAAAUUAGCUGUUAACUUAGUAAAUAUAACAUGUUUUUUAAAAUAUGGUCAUUACAGUAGGAUUCUAAAUCUUGCCUUGUGAAAAGCCAGCAGUACCAUUACUUUUGCAAGUGUUGGCGGUGGUGCACUCCGACAGCAUUUUAAGUACUUGGAUCCCACGUUGAUCGUAUAAACACAAGCAAUAAAAGAUUUUCUAAUUCACUUUAAUUUUCCUCACUCUUACUUGUGUCAUAAGAAAAGAAUUACCAUCCAGGUCUUGGUAAACAUUUUUCAAGGUUACUAUUUUACAAUUCUAAAGGUCUAUACAAAAUGAAUUGGUAGGGGUGUUUUUUUUUUAAUAUACUAUGAUGCAAUUGUUUGGGAAAUAUUUUAAAAUUCUGUUUCAAUUUUGCUUCUUCAAGGUUGGAACAUAAAAAUAGCUUCUGUUACUAUUCUCUGCCAGUAGAAAAAAAUAAUAAAACAGUAGAUCAACCGAGGAGUAUACAUCUAGUCUGUAUCUCAGGGCUCAGGGGUUAGGCCCUGGGUUUGAUCGUCAACAUUGGAGGGAGACAGAGAAGAGAGGGUAACAGGAAGACAGAGAAAGAAAGACAAAGGAAAAGGAGAGGAGUGUAAGGAGGAGAAAAGUGGGAAGGAAUAGGGAAAGAGAGAGAUGGAGAGAGGGAAGUGGCCAUAGUUAGUAAUGUUGUUUGGUGUUUAUGGCUGGAAGUAAGUUGAAUUGGUUUCCUCUUUUCUUUAGGCUGUUCAGCUAGUAAAUCACCCUACCAAGUGCUUAAAAUGUAAAGUAUUUUAAUAAGUGUCAGCAAUUAAAAUUUUUGACAUUAUCACUCUGGUCAUAUUAGUAAGUGUCUGUGUCAUACAGAUGCUAGGGAAUAAGAUAUCUACAUAUACUCAGCUGGUCUCGGGAAACAUGGCACAGAUAAAAUAUCCUACCCUUUGCUGUUCUCUGUCUGACUUCCUAUGCAUGGGGGCUGGGAUCCAUUUCUAAGGAGAAUGGAUAAGGAAGUAGGCUGGUCUUUGGCAUUUCAUCUUGCAUUCUUGGUCCUCUUUAGCUUGGUACUUACAUGCUGGUCCAUCCUUAAGGGUCUUUCUGUGAGAUUUGAAUGCCUGCCCCCUCAGGGCCUUUCUCCACAGGUAAUAGGAACAUUGGGACAAAGGGACUUAUUUGAUAGCACUUUUUUGCUGUAGUAACCCAAGAAUUAACUUAAAUGGGCUAAUCAGUCACCAGUGUGUGUGUGUGUGUGUGUGUGUGUGUGUGUGUGUUCCAAUGAAUUGCCCCCUCUCUGUAGGCAUUCGCCAACAGGAAAUCACUUUGCUAUGAUGAAGCAGCCUCUUUUUUUUUUUUUUUCAAACUGCCUCUUUGUCUUCUUAAAAAGCAAUUCAUGAAAGUCGGCUGAUGGUCUGACAAGCAAUGUGAUGUCCAAAUCAUUCUUGUAGGAGAGAGAUUUAAAUGAAAAACUUUGCAAAUAGCCAGACGUGCGAGAUCACACUCUUAGGCUGAAUACUUAGAUGCUGGUGAUGAGGUCAGGAAAUAAGUCAAUACAACUGGAAAUUAUUGUAGCUACUGCUGCUGGGGUUCAGCAUUACAUUAAACUUGCUGAUGUGUCUGCACAUUUUAACUCUGCUGUAUUUAUUUCGGAAUGCAUUUCAUCUUAAUUUGCAAAACCUGGAGAGGGUUCCUGUGUGAGUCUUUAGAGUGAUGUAUAUGCGACUAAUUUAGGGUUCUCUUUUCCCUUUUGAAGUAUAUUUGCUGCCAAAAAUAUGAGGGGAGGGAGAAUCCUUUUUACAUAAAUGCCUUUCUUUAUCCCCCUCACCAUCCCUCACUAAAACAUAAAUUAAUUAGUUAAAUUUUAAAAGCGUCUCUCAGAUCUUUGUCCAGUGUGGGCUACCCAGACCAAUGUUGCUGACAGUCAUGGCUGGGAUUGGGAUGGAGGACCUCAUGUCAAGCAGAGCACACAUGUCUGUAGGUCAGUUGCACAGGCUUGCUGGACGGUUGCUCCACUGGAGAUGUCACAUGAUGCUGACUGGCUCAGUCCAGAGCCAGUAGUGGCUGGGUGUUCUCAUUUUCUCCUUUCUCUUCAUGUUUCAAGGUCCCAGCUUCUACCACAGACUGAGAUCUAACAAGAGAGGAAGGAGACACACACAGUCACAGACAGUCCAUACUGGUGAUGCUUGCUAUUCACCUAGAGAAUCAAAGCAUGUAAAAUAGCUACUUAGUGCUUCCUUUCUGGCCUCUGUUUUCCACACACCACUUUAUUUCUUUUUUCCUUCUUUUUGUUUUUCUGAAGAUUGAAUCUGGUCAUUCUGAGAUUCUUUUUUUUUUUUCUGCUGAAUUUGAUCCAUAUCUUUUUGCUGUAAUAAGUCCUAUGAGUGUAACAUUUUGUUCAUGUUUCAAAUAAAAAUAAAGGUAAUUCGAAAGAUGC